Messenger RNA from Phytophthora infestans T30-4, 594 nucleotides. RefSeq names its product rRNA-processing protein FCF1. The record is from RefSeq and is a predicted model, not a curated record. The transcript is spliced from 5 exons. NCBI's taxonomy places the organism in Eukaryota, Oomycota, Peronosporomycetes, Peronosporales, Peronosporaceae. Gene Ontology annotation, cellular component: small-subunit processome; nucleolus. Bases 1 to 594 code for a protein of 197 amino acids.
AUGGGAAAAGCUAAGAAGACCCGCAAGUUCGCCGCUGUGAAGCGUAUGAUAAGUCCUCGCGAUACCCGCAUCAACUCGGUGCGCAAGGCAGUUGCGAAGGCAGAAGAGAAGAAACGCAAGGAAGCGGAGCCCAAGCAAAUUGACCAGAUCCCGUCCAACAUGUUCUUUAAGUACAACUCAGCGCUGGGCCCCCCGUACAACGUAAUCGUGGAUACGAAUUUCAUCAAUUUCUCCAUCAAGAACAAGCUCGAGGUCGUUUCAGCCAUGAUGGACUGCCUUCUAGCCAAGUGCACCCCGUGCAUCACGGACUGCGUGAUGGGUGAACUGGAGAAGCUUGGGCACAAAUACCGUGUGGCAUUGCGACUAGCGAAGGAUCCGCGCUUCGAGCGCCUGCCCUGCACGCACAAGGGCACGUACGCCGAUGAUUGCCUGGUUCAGCGCGUGCAGCAGCACCGCUGCUACGUCGUCGCGACGUGUGAUCGUGAACUUAAACGCCGCAUCCGUAAGGUGCCCGGUGUGCCUAUCAUGUAUAUUUCCAACCGCAAAUUUGUGAUUGAGCGGCUCCCGGAGGCCAACGCAGCCAAGAUCAAGUAG